Cutaneotrichosporon cavernicola is the source of this 1830-nucleotide messenger RNA. RefSeq lists its product as uncharacterized. Gene Ontology annotation, molecular function: D-ribulokinase activity. The record is from RefSeq and is a predicted model, not a curated record. The coding region runs from base 1 to 1830 and encodes 609 amino acids. The transcript is spliced from 7 exons. Gene Ontology annotation, cellular component: cytoplasm. NCBI's taxonomy places the organism in Eukaryota, Fungi, Basidiomycota, Tremellomycetes, Trichosporonales, Trichosporonaceae. Gene Ontology annotation, biological process: pentose metabolic process; carbohydrate phosphorylation.
AUGGAGUAUUUUAUUGGGUUUGACGUCGGCACGGGCUCCGGUCGCGCAUGCCUCGUCGAUUCGGACGGCAAGCUGCUCGCGGACCACUCGGUCGAGACCCAGACGCAUCGCUCGCCCUCCGACCACAGGAUCUUCGAGCAGUCGACCGCAGACAUCUGGGCGGCUCUCGCGACAUGCUCGCAGAAGAUCCUGGCUGACUCGGGCGUCGACCCAAACCAGGUCAAAGGCGUGGGCUUCGACGCGACCUGCUCGCUCGCCGUCACCGACCGGGCUGGCCGACCAAUCAGUGUCUCGAUCGGGGAGGACCAGGGCUCGAACCUCGGCGCAGAGGGACAAUGGAACGUCAUUCUCUGGGCCGAUCACCGCGCCGGAGAGGAGGCGGACGCGAUCAACGCCACUGGCGAGGGCGUGCUCAACUUUGUCGGGGGGACCAUGAGUCUCGAGAUGGAGACGCCCAAGACCCUCUGGCUCAAGAAGCAUAUGGAUGCAGGGCGGUUCAGGGAGUGCAUGUUCUUCGACUUGCCCGACUACCUCACGUACCGCGCGACGGGGUCGUUGGCACGCUCCAACUGCUCGCUGGCGUGCAAGUACUCAUAUGUUCCUCCAGGGACCAGGAUGGAGAACGCGAGUGAUGGAUCAAGCGAGGUCAGCACGGAGGGAUGGAGCCGACGGUUCUUCGACAAGAUUGGCCUGGCGGACAUUUCCGCGAACGACUUUGAGCAGGUGGGCGGCAUCCCAGGGAAGAACGGACUCGUACUGUCUGCAGGACAGCCGGUCGGGAAGGGCCUGUGCAAGGAUGCGGCUGCCGAACUCGGUCUCGCCGAGGGUACGGCCGUGGGAAGCGCCGUCAUCGACGCGUACUCGGGGUGGAUUGGGACGGUCGCAGCUGUGACGAAGACGGACGACGGGAAGACGGAGAAGCCACCCACGCUCGACGACGCCGCCCACCGCCUCGCCGCUGUUGCUGGUACGAGCACGUGCCACCUCGCUCAGAGCAAGGACGGUAUCAUGGUCCCUGGGUGCUGGGGCCCUUACCGCAACGCCAUUUUCACGGACUACUGGAUGAACGAGGGCGGACAGUCGUCAACGGGUCAGCUCAUUGACUUUGUCAUGACCACGCACGCCGCGUACCCACGCCUGCUUGAGCUGUCGAAGAAAGCGGACAAGAGCACGUACGAGCUCCUCGGUGAGCAGCUCGAUAAGAUGCAAAAGAACGAGAAGGCCCCGACGAGGGUGCACCUCACCAAGGACCUGCACUUCUACCCCGACCUCCAUGGAAAUCGCUCACCUCUUGCUGACCCGAAGAUGCGCGGCAUGAUCACCGGGCUGGACCUCGAUGCGUCCCUCGACGAUCUAGCUGCAAAGUUUAGCGUAACGCUUGAGGCGAUCGCCUUGCAGACAAGGCACAUAGUGGAGACGAUGAACGCCAAUGGUCACCGCAUCGACAGUAUUUAUAUGUCGGGCUCGCAGGCCAAGAACGCCCCGCUGAUGCGCCUUCUCGCGACUGUGCUCGAUAUGCCCAUCGUCCUGCCGCCGCACCCGUCUGCGGCGGUGGUGCUCGGCGCAGCGAUGCUGGGACGCUUCGCGUAUGAAGCGUCACAGGCGCACAUCAUCGAGACGCAGGCCGACGCAGACAGGGCGUCACAAGACGGCGGGCGGCUGUGGAACAUUAUGGUCGCCAUGACCCAACCCGCAACUCGUGUCGAGCCUACGACGGGUAGCCUUGGUGAGGCAGAGAGGAAGGUCCUCCAGGCCAAGUACGAGAUUUUCCUGGAGAGUAUCGACAUCCAGCGGCGCUGGCGGCAGCAGAUGGCCGCGGCUGUCGAGUAG